Molecule: messenger RNA, 891 nt
Organism: Entamoeba dispar SAW760
Lineage: Eukaryota; Evosea; Mastigamoebida; Endamoebidae
Product: negative regulator of the PHO system, putative
Exons: 1
Coding region: 1-891 (296 amino acids)
Biological process (GO): peptidyl-threonine phosphorylation; peptidyl-serine phosphorylation
Molecular function (GO): ATP binding; protein serine/threonine kinase activity
Source: RefSeq, a predicted model, not a curated record
AUGAAAAAGGGACAACUGAUUAAUAAUCGAUAUGAAAUUACUCAUGAAAUUGUUGGAGAUGGUCAACACAGUAAAAAUUAUGUUUCGAUUGAUUUAUUUGAAGGAAAUAAUGUUAUACUCAAAAAGAUUCAAUCUGAAGAAGAGUGGGACAUCUGGAAUAAUAUUCGGAGAAUAAUGAAACAAAAACCAAAUAAAAAAAUUCUUCAAUUGUUUGACAGUUUUCAAUGGAACAAUUGUUUUUAUGUUGUAUCAGAAGAACUUUGUUAUAAUCUCAGAGAAUUAUUAGAUUCAGAUAGUAGUUAUGUACAACGUACAAUCCCAUCAUUAAUUCAUUGUUUUCAAUAUACGCUAAGGUAUUUGGAAGAAUUACAAAUCAUUCAUUGUGAUAUAAAACCAAGUAAUAUUAUGAUAAAUAACAGUGGUACAUAUAAAUUAAUUGAUUAUGGGAAUGCUCUUAUUGAUUAUCAUUCUUCUGGAAAAGGGUAUGUCCAAUCAAGAUGGUAUCGAGCACCUGAAGUUAUUCUAGGGUGUCAAUGGACAAAUAAAAUUGAUAUUUGGAGUGUUGGGUGUGUAUUAUUUGAAUGUAUUAUUGGAGAUGUAUUAUUUCCAGCAGACAAUGAUGUUGAUCAACUAAUGAUGAUGAGAGAAACCAUUGGAUUAUUUCCACCAUCUCUCCUACUUCGAGCAAGUCAAGAUAUUACUAAUAUUUUUACUUUAGAUGGCCAUUUUAUAGAAAAGUAUGAAGUGUUGAUAGAAGAAAGAAAUAUCAGGGAGUUACUAGGAAGUUGUGAAUAUAAUGAGAUGCUUUGUUUAGUUUUAGAAUUAGAACCUGAAAAUAGAAUGACUCCACUUGAAUUUUCUUCAAUAACAAUAAAAUAUGUUGAUCAGUAA